UAAGUUUCCACAUUCCGUCAUCCAAACAAGCCCCAUCAGCUGUCUGCAGAAACUCCAUUUACAUUUCAGUCUGCACCUUCAAAGCAACAAACAAAACUCUUUCUCUCUCUAUGCAUACAAUUUUCAAGUAGAAUCAGUGAUAUAGAAGAUGUUCCCGCAAUUCGGUGCCACAGCAGAGACACUGAGCAAGGCAUCUACGAUCGUGUUUCGUAUAGGUACAGACGCUCACUUAUAUGACGAUCCUGAGGACGUGAACAUCGCUCCUUUGCUCGAUAGCAAGUUCGACUCCGAGAAAUGUGAAGCUCUUAAGCGCCUCCUCGCUCUAAUCGCUCAAGGCUUUGACGUUUCCAAUUUCUUCCCUCAGGUUGUGAAAAAUGUGGCAUCUCAGUCAUUGGAAGUAAAGAAGCUGGUUUACUUGUACUUGCUGCAUUAUGCCGAAAAGCGUCCAAAUGAAGCUUUGCUGUCAAUCAAUUCCUUCCAGAAGGAUUUGGGAGACACAAACCCAUUGGUGAGGGCUUGGGCACUUCGUACCAUGGCAGGAAUCCGUCUACAUGUAAUUGCACCUCUUGUUUUGGUGGCUGUAGGCAAGUGUGCGAGAGAUCCAUCUGUUUAUGUCAGAAAGUGUGCUGCUAAUGCUCUUCCCAAGUUGCAUGAUUUGCAUCUAGAGGAACAUUCCUCAACAAUUGAAGAGAUUGUUGGAAUAUUGUUAAGUGACCAUUCCCCUGGAGUAGUUGGAGCUGCUGCUGCUGCAUUUGCUUCUGUUUGUCCAAAUAAUUAUAAUUUGAUUGGAAGAAACUAUAGAAGGUUAUGUGAGGUUCUUCCCGAUGUGGAAGAAUGGGGUCAGAUAGUUCUAAUUGGAAUCCUUUCGCGCUAUGCAAUAGCAAGGCAUGGUCUGGUAAAAGAAUCUAUAAUGUUCUCUUUACAUGGCAAGGAGACUUCUCAGUCUGAAAAUGAUGGUUUAGAUGCUGAAUUUCCAUUAGAAAAAGACAGUAGUAGCGUGACUUGGAAAUAUGACUCUGAAUUGGCAAGCAUGGUCUCCAGGUGUUAUAUUGAAGGACCUGAUGAAUACUUAUCGCGGUCAAAUUAUGCCAACAAGAUUUCUUCUGAAUUUAGUGGUGCAAAAUUUACAUCUGGCAAAAGUAAUGAUGAUGUGAAGGUCCUGCUCCAGUGUACUUUGCCAUUGCUAUGGAGUAACAAUAGCGCAGUUGUACUAGCAGCAGCUGGUGUCCACUGGAUUAUGGCUCCAUGUGAGGAUGUCAGAAGAAUUGUUAAACCACUUCUGUUUUUGCUGAGAUCUUCUAAUUCUUCUAGAUAUGUGGUCCUUUGCAACAUUCAAGUGUUUGCUAAAGCAAUGCCUUUCCUCUUUUCUCCGUACUUUGAAGAUUUUUUCAUUAUUUCUUCAGAUUCUUAUCAAAUAAAAGCUUUGAAGCUUGAGAUUCUCUGUUCUAUUACCACAGAAUCAUCUAUUUCAUCUAUCUUCAAAGAGUUUCAGGAUUAUAUCAGAGAUCCAGACAGGAGAUUUGCUGCUGAUACUGUUGCUGCAAUCGGUUCAUGUGCUCAAAGACUUCCCAAAAUUGCCAAUACAUGCUUGGAAGGGCUGUUGGCUGUAAUUAGAAAGGAAUUUCUUAACAGUGAUUCAGGAUUUAUUGGUGGAGAAGGGGGCGUGUUAGUUCAAGCAAUAACAUCAAUUAGAUCAAUUAUAAAACAAGAUCCUCCUUGUUAUGAAAAGGUUGUAAUUCAGUUGGUUCGUAGUUUGGAUUCAAUCAAGGUGCCUGCAGCCCGUGCAAUAAUAAUCUGGAUGAUGGGAGAGUAUAGCAAUUUAGGGGAUAUAUUACCAAGAAUGUUAAGCACUGUACUUGAGUAUCUUGCAUGGAGCUUUUCUUCAGAAGCAUUGGAAACAAAGCUUCAGAUUCUCAACACUAUUCUUAAGGUGCUGUCAAGUGCAAAAAAGGAAGAACUUUGGACUUUUAGAAAAGUAGGAAGCUAUGUGCUUGAAUUGGCAGAGUUUGAUUUGAACUAUGAUGUCCGUGACAGAGCUCGCCUUAUCAAGAAACUUCUUUCAUCAAAAUUAGAUUCUCAAGAAAUUCGGGAUGAUAUGAAUUGUUCACCUCAAAGGGAGGAUCUGCCCCAUGUGCUUGCCGAAUGCCUGUACCGAGGACAAACAAAAGAAUCAUCUUUGGAACCUAUUAAUUAUCGAAUAUACCUUCCUGGAUCUCUCUCACAAAUAGUCCUCCAUGCAGCUCCAGGAUAUGAACCUCUCCCAAAACCUUGUACUUUGCUUCAUGAUGAGCUUACCCAGCUAUCAGGCACUAAUCAUGAGAAAGACAUGUUAGGGGAAGGGACAGAUGGUUCUGACACAAUAUCUGGAUCAUCAGACGAGGAAACUCUUUCAGAUUAUAGUGUAGAACAUUCUAUUACUGAUUCAGGUGGUGAUGGCGGCAGCGAUGAUGUUGGUUCUGCUAGUGAGAGUGGAGAUGAUGUUGAUCCACUGAUUCAGGUAUCAGAUGUUGGGGAUGCUCACUUAAAUCAGAAUGAAGUUCCUCUGUCUGCCUCAACUGAUUUGGAAGAACUGGUGUCAAAGAGAGCUCUUGAAUCAUGGCUGGAUGAGCAGCCUGACUUGUCAAACCCAAGUACAUCUGAACGAAGUCAAGUCUGUAGAUCAUCAGCAAGAAUUUCCAUGAGGGAUAUUGGAAGUCAAGUUAAACCUAAACGCUAUUCACUUUUAGAUCCUGCGAACGGAAAUGGUUUGAAGGUUGAUUAUUCAUUCUCAUCUGAAAUUUCAAGCAUAUCUCCUGUACUUGUGUGCCUUGAUGUUUCCUUUGAGAACUGUUCCACUGAAACUAUUUCAGAAGUAAAGUUGGUGGAUGAGGAAUCUAACAAAGCUUCAGAUUCUACUGAAAGCUCCUUGCCUUCUCAUAACAACAUACCAAUUUUGGUUCCUAUGGAAGAGAUUACUUCUCUAGAGCCUGGUAAGAUGAUGAAGAGGAUUCUCCAUGUUCAUUUCCAUCAUCAUCUAUUGCCUUUGAAGCUGGCACUAUAUUGUAAUGGCAAGAAACUUCCUGUCAAGUUGCGACCUGACAUCGGAUAUUUUGUAAAACCACUUCCAAUGAACAUUGAAGCCUUCACAGAUAAGGAGUCUCGUCUCCCUGGAAUGUUCGAGUACAAGAGGAGUUGCACCUUUACUGACCACAUUGAGGAGCUGAACAAGGACAGCAGUGACAUGUUAAUGAGAGAUAAAUUUCUCUUAGUCUGUGAGAGCCUAGCCAGAAAGAUGCUUAGCAAUGCUAAUCUUUUCCUUGUAUCUGUUGACAUGCCAAUUGCUGCCAAUCUGGACGAUGCCUCUGGUUUAUGCCUACGGUUCAGCAGUGAAAUUCUGAGCAACUCAAUGCCCUGCUUAAUUACCAUUACUGCUGAAGGUAAAUGCACUGAACCAUUGAACGUGUCUAUAAAAAUCAACUGUGAGGAAACUGUAUUUGGCUUAAAUCUAUUGAAUAGGAUUGUGAAUUUCCUUAGUUGAGCCCCCUUUUUGCCUGCUUGUAUUUGUCGAUUCUGUUUAAAGCCAUAUAUUGUUGAUAAUUUAGUUCAGGGAAAAGAGAGAGAAAAAAAUAGUGAAUCAUCAGAGAAUGUCUUCGGUACCAUUGUGCAAAACUGUAAUUACGUUUUGUCAGUUCUUGCAGUUGUUUUGAAAUAGAUUUGAUAUCUGUUGAAACACCUUUAUCGUACAGAACUAUUUAGUUUCAAGAUCAUGCAAUAACUUGAAGUUUUGUGGAGCAUUCACUCUAUUGAGAUUUUUCUUUUCUUA
Messenger RNA from Jatropha curcas, 3802 nucleotides. It is a transcript of the gene PAT2, whose product is annotated as protein affected trafficking 2. Gene Ontology annotation, cellular component: membrane coat; AP-3 adaptor complex. The record is from RefSeq and is a predicted model, not a curated record. Gene Ontology annotation, biological process: vesicle-mediated transport; intracellular protein transport. Lineage: Eukaryota; Viridiplantae; Streptophyta; Magnoliopsida; Malpighiales; Euphorbiaceae.